AUGAUAUUCAAUCCCCACAACCUAGGAGUGCACAAAGUGCUCAAGCAUGUGCCUCUCAAUGCUGUCUUCGAUGCGCCAUACAAAAGAGCCCUGAAAAAGGCUGUAAACAUAGCAGAUCUUCGACUCAUUGCUAAGUCUCGAGCACACAAGAUGGUCUUUGACUAUCUUGAUGCUGGAUCCGAUGACGAAAUCAGUCUAAGGCGUGGCAAGGAUGCGUACACAGAAUUGGAGAUGCACUACAAGAUUCUGGCUGGUAUCAAGCCUCCGCUUGAUCUGUCCACGAAGAUCUUUGGAAUGGAUGUUAAUCUUCCGUUUUUUGGGUGCCCUACAGCAGGGAACCGAAUGUUUCAUUGGGAAGGAGAAACCGCAGCUGCAAGGGCAGCUGAGACGCACGGAACUUUGUAUGGUCUGUCUUCUCUAGCGACAACUGGAAUUACGGAGAUCGGGGAACUUCACAACGGUCCAAAAGUUUUUCAGCUUUAUGUGUGGAAAGACAGAGAACUAGUCAAAGAUGUCAUCGCAAAGGCUAAGGAAGGUGGUUUUGGCGCAUUGGCGCUGACCGUCGACUUCACUUGGUACGGAAAUCGGGAGCGCGAUAUUAGAAACGAUUUCUCGAUUCCGCCAAAAUACUCAAUUCCACAGAUAAUCGAGGCAGUUAGGAAGCCUGCGUGGACUUAUGACUUUCUGUCGCACGAUCCCUACACAUAUGCCUGUAUCAACACAGAGGUCCCCGCAGAUUCUCUUGCAGCAUUUGUGAACAGUCAAAUUGCACCUGAGUUCAACUGGUCCGACGCGGAAUGGCUGCUUGGAGAAUGGAACGGGCCUGCUGCUCCAAAGGGUGUUGUGAGACCCGAAGAUGCCAAGAAGGCAAUUGAAAUUGGUUUCUCUUCUAUCUGGGUGUCCAAUCAUGGAGCACGUCAGCUUGAAACAUCCCCCGCGACAAUCGACGUUCUUCCAUCGAUUCGCGAAGCUGUGGGACCAGACGUCGAAAUUAUAAUGGAUGGUGGAGUCCAACGUGGCACAGAUAUUGCGAAGGCAAUUGCCCUUGGUGCUGAUUCUGUAGGAGUUGGAAAGCCAUAUCUUUGGGGAUUGGCAGCUGGUGGCUAUGAUGGGGUCAACAAAGCAUAUGAUAUCCUCAAAGUUGAGCUCGACAGAGCAAUGGGUUUGUUGGGAACUCCAACUGUGGAGGAUUUGAAGCGGGAGGGUCCAAGUCUGAUCAAGAGAAGACAUGGAAGCUCCAGAGAUUAUCCUGAUCGGUACGCAUUCGAUCGUGGAUAUGGAGGAGGUGUCGUUUAA
Messenger RNA from Cylindrotheca closterium, 1296 nucleotides. Lineage: Eukaryota; Bacillariophyta; Bacillariophyceae; Bacillariales; Bacillariaceae. The record is from the annotation of a GenBank genome assembly.